Molecule: messenger RNA, 373 nt
Organism: Oncorhynchus masou masou (cherry salmon)
Lineage: Eukaryota; Metazoa; Chordata; Actinopteri; Salmoniformes; Salmonidae
Product: tether containing UBX domain for GLUT4-like
Exons: 4
Biological process (GO): intracellular protein transport; glucose homeostasis
Cellular component (GO): vesicle membrane; nucleus; cytoplasm
Source: RefSeq, a predicted model, not a curated record
GCAUCAUCAUCAUCAUCAUCAUCACUACCAUCAAUGGUUGGUGGGCCGCCCAAAGCCAAGAAAUCUAAACCCAACAACGCCAAGCCGGUGGACAGGGAACCCCUGAUCUACCACAUGGACUCUGGGGCGCAUCGCUACGGCAACGAACAGGACUUGCCAGACGAGUUCUUUGAGGUGACUGUGGACGACAUCCGCAAACGCUUCGCUCAGCUGAAGAGUGAGAGGAGGGUACUAGAGGAGGCUCCUCUGAUGACUAAAGCUCUGAGAGAAUCUCAGAUGAAGGAUAAGAUGGACAGAUACCCCCGAGUAGUUCUGAGGGUCCAGUUCCCUGACAGAUGUGUUCUACAGGGAUUCUUCAGACCUCUAGAGACAG